This is a messenger RNA of Ceratitis capitata (Mediterranean fruit fly), 1476 nucleotides long. RefSeq lists its product as uncharacterized. The transcript has 3 exons. Gene Ontology annotation, biological process: biological process involved in interspecies interaction between organisms. NCBI's taxonomy places the organism in Eukaryota, Metazoa, Arthropoda, Insecta, Diptera, Tephritidae. The coding region runs from base 331 to 915 and encodes 194 amino acids. Gene Ontology annotation, molecular function: carbohydrate binding. Gene Ontology annotation, cellular component: external side of plasma membrane. The record is from RefSeq and is a predicted model, not a curated record.
CUUUAGAGUUCUUGUCAUCGCCGGGUUUGUGUCAGUUGGACUUUAGCAGCGAUCUAGAAAGAACGUGUCUCUCGCUCGUUCACGGAACUAGAAAAUUUUCAAACAAUUUACACUGACUUCACACACACUCACACACCCUCAUACAGAUAUAUAUAUAUAUACAUACAUAUAUAUAUAUAAAGUGUUGUAGUUCUAUAUAUAAUAGUGCAACAAGUUGAAAAAUUGGUUAUUAGUGUUCGAUUAAUUGGCGGAAAGAGUCUGUCCUGUUGUUGUGUGCCUUGCAAAAGUAUAAUAAGAGGAAGCAGGAGUUCGAGAAAAGACAACGAAGAAAUGGCGAAAAUAAUUUUAUUCUGUUUACUUAGCGUGUUAGCCUGUGCUUCAGCUCAACGCAUCACCACCAUACAUCUGGAUGGCGUACAAUACUUCAUUAGCCGCAUGAAUCCCUACUCACCCGAACUCAACUAUUUCCUUGCCUAUCAGUAUUGCCGUUCGUUGGGCUUGCAAUUGGCGUCGUUCGAAACGAAGGAGAAAGCCGAAUCAAUGACUACCUAUCUAAAGAAUGCCGGUUAUGGGAAUUAUGACUUCUGGACUUCCGGCAAUCGCUUGGGCACUGGCAUGUUCCUAUGGAUGAGCACUGGUCUGCCGUUUAAUGCCACAUUUGAUUUCUUCGAGAACUCGGCUGAUGCCAUACAAGCCGGUUUGCUCGAUCCGGUCGAUCACAAUAGCAACACUUCGCCACAACGGACGGCGCGUGACAGCAGUAGCGGCGCUGAGAAGGGUUGCGUCAUCUUGAAACAGCCCACAUUGAAAUGGACGCCCGAAGAUUGUUCGGCUGUGAAAGAUUUCAUUUGCGAACAGACCCGAUGCUAUUACUACAAUUACGGCAGUAUUCCAGUGUCAUCGGCGCAGGGGUAAGGAGAAUAGACUACUACUUGCCUACACACAAGAAUUCACAAAAACAAAAAUCAACAAUAAAAAAUUAAAAAAGCGUAUAAUAAAAUAAAUAAUUAAAAUAAAAUACAUUCAAUUGAUGAUAACGAACAGAGCGUAAUAUGAAAUAAAAUUUAAUUAAAUGAAAAAUACUUAAAUAAAAUGAAUUGUGGAAAUUAAGUAAAUGAGAGAGGCGAUGAGUAAAUCAAUGAACGAAACUAAAAGAGAGAGCGAGAUUACAAAGUUAUUCUUAAAAUACCGUUAAAGGAGUAAUUAAGCAAUAUUAAAUUUUAAAAACUUUAUUUUAACCUAAAAUCAAUAAAAUAAAAACUUUCUUCAAAAAAAAAAAAAUUAUAACAAACUUUUUAAUAAUUAAGCAAAAUCAUAAGAGAGCCGCGUGAAUUUAAGCAACUCUUUAUUAAUUAAUUUAAACUGCUUUAAAAUUGUAUGCUAAUUUUUUGUUAAGCUGAUAUAUACCAACUACAUAUAUAUAAACAUAAAUAUAUAUACCACAUAUAUAUUCACCAACACAAGCGCAUCAAUGAA